GAUACCGCGUUUUAUCUGCGAUCAAUUCACAUUGAAUAACAAACGAUCAACCAAUUUACCAAAUGAUCCAGCAAACAAAAUGGCGGAUGAGCCGGAACCUCCUGAACACAGUGAGGAUGGCGAUAUAGAAAUUGAUGUGGAAUCAGUCGAUCAAAAGCAAAACUGUAAUGCCAUAAGAAAAAAUAAAGGCCAGUGGACGGACCAAGAAGUCAGAGUUUUUGAAAAAGGACUGGAGUUGUUUGGUCACAAGUGGACGAAAAUCGCUGAUUUGUUGGAGACCAGGACAGCAGCUCAAGUAAAAAGCUUCUCAAAGAAGUUUUUAAAGCAAAAGGAGAUAGAGGAAUCAGAGUCUUUGAUACUAAUUUCUGCGUUGACCAGUUCAAAAGUUCAUCUUAAAAUGGACGAAACAAGUGAAGAGCUGAAUGUUGAUGACUCACUGUCGAGUGCUGAAGAUGUGACCUAUUCUACAGGUGCAGUAAGUAAAACGCUGAAGGCAGUCGAGACAAAAAUUAGUUCAAACUGCAGUGAAAGUAUUCAGAAACAAGAUAAUCAAAAUGAAGUUAGUAAAGAACCGCCUGGAUCGCAUGAAUCAUCUCUGCUAACAAAUCGAUGUGUCGCUCAGAAAUCUCAGGAACAUUUUUUAAAACCAAUAACUUCGACCUUGCCUAACCAUGUCCGGUUGAAAGGCACCGUUGAAAAUGAUUUAUCGCCUUCAACGCCGAACAACUGUAUCGAAAGUAACUGCAAAGACUGCUGCAAGCGACAAAGCGAUGUUACUUGCGGUAGUGUAAAUGACAAUGCAAGCAAUGCUUGUGACCGGAAAGACUCGUCGUUGUUAAAUCAUCAUGAUAGCAAUAAAAUAGACAAUGAAAGCGAAGUUACUAGAAAUUGUCAUCGGAUCGUCAGGCAGGAGGAGACAGAGCCGAUAUCUGGUACUGGGCGUAACGAAACUGAGUCUCGGCAAGCUGUACCAAGACUUGCUAUUAAGCGAGAAAUUGAGACGCAAAGAACUUCAGAAGCAAAUAAUGAUGAGAAUGAUUUAAUUUGUAUAAAUAAAACUGAUGAAGAAAUCGACAGAGGAAAUUGUGGUUCAAAAUACUCGGCACAAGGGCUGCUUACUGACGAAACAAAGAUCACGACAAUCAGAACUAUUAUAAGUAAUAAGCAAGAAAUUGGUGAAAAUAGCGACAGUAAUUGUGACUUGCAAACAAGAGAAGAAGUAAACACAAGUAAAGCUGAUGUCAUGGUGCAAGAUUCGGAAUUGCACUUUGAUUGUUCUAAAGCCAGCAGCCCUAUGAUUGGUAGUGUUGUUGACAAGAAACUAAUUGUGCACGAGGCAAUCGAAAAAGUGGAAAUAGAUAAAAAAAGUUACGUGAAAGAAGAACUUGAUGAUGACUCAGUAUGCGAGAGAAAACUGCCUGAUAGUGAAUCUUUGUGUUCCAACAGUCACAUUUCUAACGAAAAUCGUGCGAAGGCAAGUGCUUGGGAAAAUCCAAUUGAAGCCGAGACUAUGGACAGUGAUAUAAUCCCUAAAGAUGAAGCCACUAAAAUCUGUGAUGCUUUGUUACAUGCUUUGUCUCCUGCCGAUGUUGACUCAGAGCCAGAGGAAAAAUAUGUUGUUUCGAUAAAAUUAGAAAAUUUGAAUAAGAAGACGUAUAGAAAACGGGUUUGCCGCUCAUCAACAAGACUGCUAACAAUGUUAAGUAAAGAGAGGCUUACUAAUGUAUGCCCCAAAGUAGAGGAAAAACCAGACUACAUGUCCGAAUGUAGCGAGAAAGAACUUGAGCCCAUUGCAGAAACUGAGAAGACAACAACACACAGAGGAAGAAAGUGCAGCAAAUACCAGUCGUUACCGAAGCGAACAACGCGUCAUAGCAAAUCUUCGAACCCCACUGAUGUACCUGAAAAGCUCAUUGUAUCGAUUAAUUUAGAGAAUAUUGAUUCCUAUUGUGAAGAUGAGCAACAAACCGACAAACCUGUAUGUGCUCUUUCGACCUACACUUACAGUGAAGGCUGGAUGAUACAAAAUGAAGUCGUGGAAACGCACGGGAAAAUGACCUUUUGUGUUGAUGACAUCUAUGUUGACAAGGAAGCCUUUGGAGUAAUAAAGUAUCGAAGUCUCGGAGAUAAUGGUGAAGUCAAGGAGAAAGUUGAAAUUCUUGCUUCCAAAACAGCGCCUCCUAACUACAUAUGGCCUCCAAAUGAAUCAGGGAUUGAUGGAAAGGAGGCUCCGUUUGCACCUUGUAGUAAUAUCGAGGCAGUAAAAGACAGCACUGAAGAUAACGAUAAAAGUGUCAAAAAUGAGGAAUUGGAAUUGACUUGCUAUGAUCGUGUUGUUGAAGUGGCUGAGGAAACAAAAGACUGUGAAAUUGAAAAGGAAACUAAGCAAGAAAAUUCUAUCGGUGAUGUGGCUGAGUCUCAAAAUUGUGAAUUUGAUGUUUCUGAGGGUAUUUGCAAAGAAGAAAGCGAGGUCUGCCCUGAAGUUGAGAAAUUAGACUCAACAAUGGCCACGAAUGUUGAUACUGAGACAGAGUCUGUGCCCCAGGAAGUAACCCAGGAGGAGCCCCAGGAAGUAACCCAGGAAGAGCCCCUGAAAGAGCCCCUGAAAGAGCCCGAUGAAGUAACCCAGGAAGAGGCCUUGAUGCAAACCCAGCUGCAAUGUGAACCUGAACCCCAGCCCCAGCCAACUUCAAGACAAGUUAAAAUCAGGAAAAAGAGAGGGAAAACACAUAAUAAGAUUGAUGUACUGGAAGACCAAACAUUUUUGCAACGAAGAACGAGGAGCCAGUCAGCUAAAGUAAGCGUAUCAGACGACAAUGGAAAAGACGAAAUUGUCAAUGAAAAUGUAAAGGAAGUGGAUGAUUCGUCUGACUUGACCUGUACGGAUAAAUCACUUUGCUCUGAUAGCGUUGUUUCAGAAAAAAUGACGACCAAAAAUAGCAUUUGUGAGCUCGAAACGCAACUACCAGAGGAAAGGCAGACCUACGCUGGUAAUAAAGAGCCUGGAUCGUGUGAUGAGAACAUGAAUGAAACAAAGAUUCUUGCUAAAGAUGUAGAAGUACACAUUGCUGACGUUUUAAAAGGUUGCACGAACAUCAGUCUAAUGAAAGCUGAAAACAACGAGUCAGAUGCAAAAGAUAGGGAUGUUGCCGUAGCGUGUAAAAAGGGUGUCGAUGCAAAAAAGCGAAGGGGAGGGAAAAGUAAGAAAACAAGGGCUCAACAAAACGGAGAUGAAGGAAAUGCAAACAUAAAGAGAAAAGUACUAAGGCCAAGAAGAGCUGCCAGUCGACUUUUGAGGGAAAUUACUGAGGGAGUGCAAGCAGAAUCAGCUAAUGCAGUGAAUGAUAUUGAAAAGGUGGGAUUAGCGAAUUCAGAGUCGAGUUUAGCCGAAAGUCCAGAGGCCUGUUUGAGUCAAGUGUCCGUAGAAGACUUGCAGAUGUCGGCUCAGGUUGAUCUGAGUACAUUGGUUGAUAAAUCCAAGGAAAGUACUACAGGUCUGUCCAGCUCCAAAGCAGAGUCAGAGGAUAUGAACAAAGACAAAGAGGAAUUCGUGAAACUUACGGAAGUCUCUCCACAAUUAGACGAAACAUCAAUUGUAGAAGCUGGCCAGCCAAAUGAGAAGGAGAACAUGGAGUCAAUCGAACAACGGGAAAAUGAAUUUGAAACGACUCUAGAUAACAAGCAAUCUUUGGAAGCCGUGGAGAAAGAUGUAAUGGAAGAUGAGAGCCUUUCUUUAGUUUUGAAUGUUGGUGAAAAAGAGACAUGUACAAUAACGAUCGAUGAUAAGGUAGCUGACAAAGAAGAUAACUUGAAAAAAGACUCCAAAAUUGAUAGUGAGACCGAAGAGAAUUGUACUUCUAUUGGACUUGAUAUAGAUGCUGAUAGAGUUGAUGGAAAGACAGAUUUGGGACCAUUUCCUGAACAUUCAGUCCCUAGUUAUAACGAAGAUCUGGAACUUAAUGAAGAGACAAGGCCUAGAGUCAGCACGUCAAUUAUGAGCUCCAUUGUUACGUCGCUGAGUAAUGAUUUAUUUGACAUGAACAGUUGUGGCUUGGAAUUUACUUUACCAGGCAUGUCAAAGGAUGUCCUCGUCAAGAGGGACUGUUUGCAUGGGGGUAUUGUAAGAACAAAUGAAAUUGAAGACUGCUUGCGUUUGCCACCGGCUGAUGCAUGUUCAAGUGGAGAUGAAAUGAAUGAAAUUUGCCAGCAAGAGGAUUUAGGUUGUGAAAAUGGAAGAAUUAAUUGUGAGAUGCAAUGCAGACAGCGGCUUGUGCAAGGCGAUCCACGACUAGACUGUCUUUCUCCGUAUGGCGAUACCUCAAAGUUUCUUAUUAUGGACAAUGAUGAAACCAAUCAAUGCGAGUCCGAUUUUGGCAAUGUUGAUCGCAGAAUUGAUAAAUUUGAAGAAAAGGAUACGUUUUUCAGCGAAAAUGGCACUGGUUCGCCUUUUGACGAUGAUGAGGAGACAGAGGUAGAUUUUAAGCCAGAAAACGAAAGACAGACGGAUAAAUGGGAUCAGGUCAUUUAUAAUGAUGAUAGGCCGUCUCAUGCCUGUUUAAUUGAUAAGUCACAACUUGACCCUUUCAUUAACGGAGAUGAAAUUGAUUCCAGUGGUGAAAAUCCCCGUGAAACGUUGCUUUCUGAUGUUGAGGAUUUCUCUGCUAAUGAUGUGUCCGAUGCUCAAUCACAAAACAGUUGUGAUACUAAAUAUGACUUGCCAAGUGGUCAGUUCGAGAGUGUUGCUAUGCCAACUGAGAAUUUCGCGUGCUCUGAAGAACUGAAGGAACUUCCACAUGAAAACGUGUCAUAUGCGAAGGAGGCCAGUGAAGGCUACAGCAGCGGAAGUUCAAGCGAAGAUGAAGAAGAUGAGGAUGACAGUGACAGCUCUGAAUCCGAUACAGACAGCAGCAGCAGCAGCAGUAGCCGGAGUGAUGACGAUGAUGAUGAUGAUGACACAGACGAGGAGUCAGAGACAAGUGACAGUGAAUCGGAUAUCAAUGAAGAGUUAAAGAAUGGUUCUUCAUCUGCUGAAGAGGGGAAAAGCGAUCUGUCUAGGUUAGAGGAAGAUUAUGAAAAAGAUGCAUUUGUACCCAUAAAAAUUGAUGAGAUCAUGUUUGAGGAAGGAGAAAUUUUGCCAAUAGAGCGCAAGGAAUGUAGAGAGUUUUUCAUGGGAAAGCUUUCAAAGACUCCAGAAAAGUAUCUUCAAAUCAGAAAAUUCAUCAUAAAGGAAUGGAGUAAGAUCAGACCUGCUUACCUGACGAAGAAUUCAAUCCGAAGUAAGGUUGACCCAACGGAUGCCAAUGCAGUUGGGAGAGUUUUUAUGUUUCUUGAAAAUUGUGGUGCUAUCAACGUUGGUUGCUCGAUAAAGAAUAAAUGGGUAGAACGAAUGGAGAGGCGCAGAAGCAAGUAUUUUAAUGCAAAACGUGCAGAGAAUUCAGAAAUUCCAACUGGGGAACAGAAACGGAAAAGAGGAAGACCUUCCCAGAAAGACAGUAUUCUCCCGAAGACUACCAAUCAUAUCCAGGCAGAUGAAGAGACAUUUUUAGACUUUAAUACGAUUACUGAAGAAGAGAAGAAAGCCAAUCCGCAAUUUUUUAAUGGAAAUAAAAAUAAAUCUCCUGAAAAAUAUCUUAAAAUGAGAAAUUCUAUAAUAUACUGUUGGCUGGACUCGAAGCCUGCGUACCUAACCAAACAGGCAGCACGAAUGGCUAUGUCCUGGUAUUGUGGAGAUGUGAAUGCUAUUAGCCGUGUACACGAUUACCUCGAGCAAAUCGGAGCAAUCAAUUUUGGGUGUGCCCAGGAGCCCAGGAGAGGAAGGCCGAGUCGCGCACGAAUGAACCAAGAGCGAUGUGUGACGGUUCCAAAAGACAAAGAUGCUGAAAGGGAUGGGUCGGUGGGCACAAAAGCUGCAAGAAUGAAAUCUGCACAGAAGAAAUUAGAAGAUAUAUCAAGGGAAGUAGAGCUUGAAAUGGGCAAGCCAGUCGCACCGUGCAGUAUCGAAGACGCAUUAAUUCCAUUUGAUAAUUAUAGCAGAGGAGCCAAAAGAUCCACUGAUGAUAUACUGAGCAUAGAUGAGGGUGAUUUGUUAAAGCCAAGGUCAAAACGAGGCAGAAAACCGAAAAUACGACAAUGCGAACCGGAUUCUACAGUUCACGAUGAGAAUUUGUUGAGUGAAAAGGAACUGAUCCGUGUGCCACCAAGAAAUGGUUUAAUACCUGUAAAAGAUUUGAUAUCAGAUCGUGAAUCCGGUCCUGCUUCAGACAAAAGCUCGAUUGGUGACUCUGGUUUUGAUUCAGUGUCCGAAAUAAGUCCACUUCUGGAAUCCGAUAUCGGUCUAAAAGUUAACGGACCUUCGCAGUAUUCAACCGUAGCAAAUUCAGAGGACGACAAUGAUGAGCAGAUUUAUCCGAUCCCAACAGAAGAACGGAUAUUGGAUUUGAGUGUCAUUACAGAGGAAGAAAAGCUUGGAUGCCCGGAAUUUUUUAUUGGCAGCAAAGUAAAACCACCAGAAAAGUAUGUGAAAAUACGAGACUCGAUCUUGAAAUCUUGGUAUGAUAGAAAACCGUUUUACUUAAACAAGCACAAUGCUCGCUGCGAUAUGCCUUGGUAUACUGGUGACAUAAAUUCAAUCGGAAGGGUACACGCGUAUUUGGAAAGGGUUGGUGCAAUCAACUAUGGUGCUGUGCAAAGGCCUAAGCGAAAUGGGAAAACGAACGUUUGCAGGAAGCGAAAAUUAACUGACUCGCCAAGGUAUGAUUUUCCAUCUCCCGAAACUGAAGACGAUGAUGCAGUUGCUGAAAGACUAUUGAAUGAUGACAUGUUCAACAACGAUUUGAUAACGGCUGACGAGAGAGAAGCAUUCAAAAGAUUUCUAACUGAAGGUAACGGUGUGGACACGUCUCCAAGUAACUACUCGAAGUUCAGGGAUCUGAUUUCUGAUAUGUGGGCGAAAUGCAAACAAAAGUAUCUAACAAAAUCGGACGUAGAAAGAAGAUAUACUGAUGAUGGUGAGGACACGAAUUCUGAUACUGGAGAUGACUCGUAUAUAGACAAUAGAACUAUCAUAAAUGGUACUUAUCCUCAAGGUGGCAAGAAUGGUGUUUGGGACAUGACAAAGACAUUCAGUCUCGGACUUAGGCCAAGGAAACGCUGGAAGAUGGACAUCAACCAAGAUUGGAUUGACAGGACAGAGUCAGAAGGCUUUACUAUCAAGCAUCUUUCUCCCGACGAAGAGCGGAUGGAAUCACGCGCAAGACCUUUGAGUUUUGCAAAUAAGCUCAAGAAAUCUUUGCCAGAAUCUGAUCCUUACAAGCUGGUACCAUGCAGAUUUUUCCCUUCAGAAAAUGCGCAACCAUUCACUGUUACCAUAUGCCUGAAAGCCUUACUUGUAAUGGAUUUUCACUCACAUCUUUCAUCUUCGGAAGUCAUUGGCCUAGUCGGUGGCAAAUACUAUCAUGCCAGCAGAAAGCUCGAGAUCAUGCGUGUGUCUCCAUGCAGCAACGUUGGCACAAAUCUUCAGUGUGAAAUGGACCCUGUGUCCCAGGCAAAGGCAUCAAGUGACCUAGCGCAACAUGGUUUGGACGUAGUCGGCUGGUACCAUUCCCAUCCUACAUUUGCACCAACUCCUUCUCUAAGGGACAUUGACACCCAGUCUACGUUCCAGGAAUGGUUCUCGCGAGCUGGUGCUCCGUUUGUUGGGAUUAUCAUAAGUCCCUACAACAUGACAAGCAACGAAGUGCCUCAUAAGUCACAGAUCACUUGUCUUACCAUCAGCGACCAAUGGGAUGAAAGCAGAUCAUAUCGUAUCCCGUAUAUGUUUAAAUUCAAAACAGAAGACCUUGAUAAAUCCGAUUCAUUCGAUGACACGAGGGAGCAAUUAAAAGAGACAAUGCAGACUGUGGAAGGAUGUAAACAGUAUUUAUGUCAAGGAAGACUGGGCAAUACUCCACCUGGGCUCCUUCUUUUGAAAUCCUUUGAAGCAAAACUAAACAGGAAAACAUCAAAAAAGGAUGAAGUUCUAUCUCAAGUGAGAGAUCUCAUUGGAAUUUAAAUUGUUGAUAAAUUUGAACCCUGUAUUAUGUUAGAAUAGAUUCGAUAUUGAAUCGCAAAUUUUUAAUGCUGAGCUUAACUCCAGAAUCAGCACUUUAAUAAAAUUGGAGAUUACUUUGCAUAAAAUGUUAUUUGUGUCUUUAGGUAGUAUUUUUGUUAGGUAACAGGUAUAUAUUGUCUCUAUUAUAGAAUAUUUAGCGUAACUGGUAAUACUUACCAUUUCCCUCACUCCAUGAAUGUAUCUCUUAUGCUAAGAUGCUCGUAGAUAUUGAAUAAUCAAUUGAUUUGGCCAUCCGCCAAGUUUAGCAAGGGUUUUUCUAAUGAGUUUUUGAUUCCAAUAUUUAAAAAAUAUUUACUUUGACAACCCAUUCUGAGCCAAGCAUAAUAGCAAUAUGAACCAGAUAUUUCUUGAACGGCUUGAAUAACUGCCUCUAGUACUCAAGUGCUAAAAUAUUACCCACUAACAGUGGUGUUCAAAUUACAUAUUAAAGGACCAAUUAUUUGUUGCUAUUGGGUUUAAAAUUCUUUGGUGGGUGCGCCAUCAGUAAUUGAGAACGAGCCAAAGAGUAGAAAUGUUCUGUGUAGGAGCAUUUGCUAAGAAAAAUUUUUCGUCAAAAAUUAUUAAGAUUUUUUUCUAAGCUUUUUGAAUCUUGAAUUUUCGGAUGAAAUGAAAAUAAAGUUUACCUAAUAUAUAGUUAUCUUGGGUUUAGAAAUAAAGACAGAGAAGCAAUGACUCUAUUGUGAAUAUGCUUAUGAGUACUAAUGCGUAACAUUGUAUUUGCACAAAGAAUUUUCUAAACAUUAAGAGACAUAUUUUUUUGCCUGAUUUUAUGCAAAGUGGAUGUGCAUUGGUCCACAGCUUUUAACCAAAAAAGGAUAUAAAGAUAACUAACUCUUCAGUGCAAGACUCUAACCAUUCUCUCAUUAAUAUUGCUUCGUUUGAAGCUUAUUUUUUCAAGGUAAUACAAUCGGUAGCAAACGUUAGUUUGAAGUUCAAAGAUGACUCGAAUUGAAAGUUAUACAUAAGUAGCUGAUUUAAAUGAGAGCUUACACCACUAUGAACCGUCGAUGUACUUUAAAGUCAACUUAAAGCAAAUUGAAAAGCCCUGCAAGCUAGUGAGCAGGAUUCAAUGGCGGAUACCUCAUGGAAAAUAUCGUCCAGUGUCUUACUCUGCUCAGAGCAGAUCUUAAUUGUCCUUAAUGUAUCGGUUUAACAUCUACAGUGAUAUUUCUAUGACUUAACCGAGUAUUGCAAAGCGUUUCCGUAGGUUAUAACCAGUAAAUUUUGUAUAUAAUAAGAAUAUUGUGUUUAUUUAAUGAAUGACAUUUUGGGACCA
This is a messenger RNA of Rhopilema esculentum, 9386 nucleotides long. RefSeq lists its product as uncharacterized. Lineage: Eukaryota; Metazoa; Cnidaria; Scyphozoa; Rhizostomeae; Rhizostomatidae. The record is from RefSeq and is a predicted model, not a curated record. Gene Ontology annotation, molecular function: protein binding.